Molecule: messenger RNA, 783 nt
Organism: Striga hermonthica
Lineage: Eukaryota; Viridiplantae; Streptophyta; Magnoliopsida; Lamiales; Orobanchaceae
Source: the annotation of a GenBank genome assembly
AUGUCAAUCACCUCAUCAAGUGUGUGCCAAAGCCUCAAGUCCUGUUUGGAUCCCCUGUUAUUCGAGCCUCACGACUCACCAAACCAGCUAAUCCCACCCAAACACGCCCUACAGAAUCCGGAGAAAACGGAGGAAGUUUACGUCCACCCUCUCGUCAAACGCUCGUUUUUCCCACUCAGCACGAAAUCGCUCGAUAUGUGCACCGAAAGCUUGGGCAACGAGACGGGGACCAAUAUCAUUUUGGAUUUCGAUGAGUUUUCCCUCCAUGCAUUGGAUAGGCCGGCCAAAAUCCGUGAGUCUCCAAAGAAAACGAAAAAAGUCAACGAUUUCCCGCCCCCGUUGACUUCCAUUAGCGGCGAUGAAUGGGUUCAAGUGCACGCCCAUCGAGAAGGAGGUCGGCUUGUCAUUAGGGCCUUCAAUUGCUCGUGUCGUAGGAACUUUUUCCGAGCCGAGCGCGAAAACGGUAGGCUUAGACUUUCUUUGGUUAGGCUCCGUGAGACGGAUGAACCGGUACUUGGGAACGAUGAUGAUGAUGAAGGGCAAGAAGAAGUUGAAGAGGAAAAUGCGAGGGGGGAUGAAAAGGACUAUUGCGAAGGUGAAAGUUGGGACGGGAGCGAAUUUACUGGCCAUAAUUGGGGUGAAAAUGGCCCGAGGGAUCAAGAUGGAGGGAAAAUUGGGUGCAAGAUCACUGGUGGAGAUUGGUCGGGCAGCAGGUGCAACGGGGAGAGGAGCGACCGAGCAAAGAGGCUACCGAGCUUGCCGUAUUGCGUGGCAAUUUCUUGA